AUGGAUGAUCUUUAUUUUGGACUCCCACCUCCAGCUUUAAAAAAAAACAACCUAGAUACUGAAUCAGCAGCAAAUUUUGGCUUUGAAACAAUUUCUGCCAUAAAAGAGCCGGACACAUGGAAUGUAUUUAUUGACUCAUUAAUAAAGUGUAAUAACAUAAACUACGAUAAAAAGGAUCUAGAUGUUCAAUUCAUAGAUAAAAAUGAUGGCCUUUCAGAUCUGGAGUACAAUCCUGCAUCACCAAAUGUUUACAUUACGCACUGGCCUGAAGAGAAAUCACCUUUGACGGAAAAAAAUGUUCCAACUCAGGAAACCGAAAUUAACUUUGAAAUAGGUAAAAAGCUACUUGAAAAAAUGGGGUGGAGACAGGGAGAGGGUUUGGGUAAAGAUAACCAAGGUAUAAAAUUUCCUAUAGCAAUACGUAGAAAAAAAAACUUUAUCUAA
Cryptosporidium ubiquitum is the source of this 444-nucleotide messenger RNA. Its product is annotated as G-patch domain-containing protein. The coding region runs from base 1 to 444 and encodes 147 amino acids. Lineage: Eukaryota; Apicomplexa; Conoidasida; Eucoccidiorida; Cryptosporidiidae. Gene Ontology annotation, molecular function: nucleic acid binding. The record is from RefSeq and is a predicted model, not a curated record. The transcript has a single exon.